AUGGCAGCCAAGCACCCAGCAGCGGCGGCGAUGCAGAGCAACAGCAGCGGCGACGUGCGCGGCCAUGGGAGGCGGAGCUGGAGGCGGGGCUGGCCGGUGGUGCCGCUGGCUAGAGACGGCGUCGGCUGGUGGAAGAAGGUCGUGGCGGUGUUGGUUCGGCCGCGGGAAGAAGAACAAGAAGAAAAGAAAGAAGAAAUGGAGAAGAAGCAAGCUUCUACUCUUAAAACCGAUAUUAAGUAUGGAAUUCGAGGUGAUUCCGAAGAUCUUUCUCGGCGCCACGAGGCCUUUGGCACCAACAAGUGCGGCAGGCCACCCGAGAAGAGCUUCUUCCAAUUUGUGUGGCAGACUUUGACAGAUUUCACUAUUGUAAUUUUGUUAGCAUGGGCAGCUCUUUCUCUUGGAUUUGGCAUGAAGGAAGAUGGUCCAAGGGAAGGAUGGUAUGACGGCGGAAGCAUAUUCUUGGCCGGCCGUAUUCCUUUGUCGUUGCGGUCUCAGCCGCGACAACAGGUUUCAAUCUUCGAGAUCGUUGUGGGAGAUGUAGUUUGCUUGAAGACUGGAGACCAGGUUCCAGCUGAUGGAUUGUUCAUAGAUGGUCACUCGCUGCGAAUCGGGGAAUCCAGUAUGACAGGAGAAAGCGAUCACAUUGAAUCAGCCACGAUUCCCCAUGAGCAGACGCCCCUACAAGCACGGUUAAAUCAGCUUGCUUCAUCAAUAGGUAAAGUGGGUUUGGCAGUUGCUUUCCAAGUUCUCGUUGUGUUGUUGGCGCGCUACUUUACAGGAAAUACGGAAGAUGAGAAUGGAAACAAAGAAUUCGACGGCAGCAGGACGAAAGCUGAUGAUGUGGUCAAUUCUGUGCUGGGAAUCAUUGCCGAUGCAGUGACCAUCGUCGUUGUCGCAAUUCCUGAGGGCUUACCGUUGGCUGUGACGCUUACUCUGGCUCAUUCCAUGAAGAGGAUGAUGGCUGAUCAGGAUAUGGUUCGGAAGCUCUCUGCAUGUGAGACAAUGGGCUCUGCCACCACCAUAUGUACAGACAAAACCGGCACAUUCACGCUCAACCAGAUGAAAGUUCUGGCUUGGACAAGAAUUUGUUGA
Diospyros lotus (date-plum) is the source of this 1092-nucleotide messenger RNA. Its product is annotated as putative calcium-transporting ATPase 13, plasma membrane-type. The transcript is spliced from 4 exons. NCBI's taxonomy places the organism in Eukaryota, Viridiplantae, Streptophyta, Magnoliopsida, Ericales, Ebenaceae. Gene Ontology annotation, cellular component: intracellular membrane-bounded organelle. The record is from RefSeq and is a predicted model, not a curated record. Gene Ontology annotation, molecular function: P-type calcium transporter activity. Bases 1 to 1092 code for a protein of 363 amino acids.